AUGGCAGAUAGUAAACAUAAAAAAAGUUCGAAGCGUUCGCCAGCACGUCACUCCUCAGAUUCCAGAAGUCCAGGAAGUCAAGAAGCUGUGAGUCGCUCAAGGGGUAGAACACCCAGAAACGAAGGUGGGUCAGACGCUGCAGAGAAGGAGGAGAUUGCCAAACAUUUGGUAAAGUGUGACUAUUACUUUGGUAUUACACCUCGAGAGGAGAUCGAAGGCUUUCUCAAGAAUGACGGUGAUUUUCUUGUCAGAAGGGUAGGUUUAAAUUUUGUUUAAAUUGUUUUAUCUUUAUGUUAAAGUAUAAUAAUAAAAAAUUUGGUGUAGUAAUGUGAAUACCACAUAAAAAUCACGAUUUUUCUGGUGAUAAACUUGCAGAAUUGUUUCUUAUAGUAGAUAUUGCAGAUCAAGUUUACAAACCUAUAUUUCAGACAGAAACAGCCAAGACCAACCUGGUCCGAAUCACCCUCAGCCUGAUCUUCGAUGGUCAUUAUCGACACCUCGGAUUCAAGCACGAUGCUGACGGUUGGAGUGUGUGUUUCCAGAAGUACCCCUCCAUACCUGAACUGAUUGAGAAGUCGAUAAAAGGGAAGAUGUUCGUUAACAAUGAAAGAAACUACAUCAAGACACCUAUUACUCGUCCUGAAUUCUACAUUUUCCAUGACAACAUUACACUGGGAAAAGAGAUGGGCAGUGGUGCAUUUGGUACCGUGAACAAAGGAACAUGGAAAAGGAAUGAUGACACUAUUGAAGUCGCCAUCAAAACACUGAAGGGAAAUGUGGACAGAAAGACAAAACACGGUUUUGUGAAGGAAGCCAAACUGAUGGUCAUGUUCAAGAACGCCAAAAACAUUGUCACGAUGCAUGGAAUUGCGAUUCAGGUACAUUAACUUAUCGUUUAAUAUCUAACAGUCUUUUUUAGUCGAAAUGGCCAUUGAUGUUUCUCAUUAUUGCUUUUUAUUAAAGAAGCUAUUAUCGUUCUGAUCUACAAUAACUCAUUUUUGUCACUUUAACUAUAAUUUGUUGGCAUUUUGUGAAUUAUUCAAGUUUUUCAGCAAGAACCUCUGAUGAUUAUAUUGGAAUUGUGUCCUGGUGGAUGUUUGCACAACAAACUAAAUGCAAACCCGAAUAUAGAAGUCAGUCAGUUGGUAAGAUACGCAAAAGAUGCUGUAAGUGGGUUGUGCUAUUUGGCUGUUCGAAAGGUAAGACUUUGAAAAAUGAUUGUACUAGUACUAUCUUAGUGUGGCAUUGUUAAUUUGCUUUUUUGUGAAAAAGUCUGGCAAAAAAAAUUUUUUUUAAGUAUAAUUAUAAAGUCAUUUUAAUAAAAUUUUAAAUUUAGGUGAUUCACCGUGACGUAGCUGCUCGAAACUGCUUGUUAGGACCAAACGAUGAAGUGAAAAUCAGUGACUUUGGAUUGUCGGUGAAAGGUGAUUCGUUGAAACAUAUAAAAGGAACAAAGUUGCCUGUGAAGUGGAUAGCACCAGAGAUAUUCAAGACCGGGUUGUUCACUCAGAAGAGCGACAUCUGGGCCUUUGGAAUCAUGUUGUGGGAGAUUUUCAGUCACUGUCAAACCGAACCUUUCCCAAGUCUGACAAACAAGAAGGCCAAGGAAAAGGUAUUGAGCGGAGUGCAGCCAAUGGAUCCACCCGAGAUUACUCCAAAGGAUAUUCAGGAGGUCAUGAAGAAGUGCUGGACAUUUGUAAGGUUUUAUAUUGUUUACGGGGUUUAGAAAGUCAAGGUUUUUGGGGUUUUCAUUAAGGGGAGGGAAUUCACCUGCCGAAUAUUUUGGAAUCAUGCGCGGGUUAUCAUUUCUUAUUCGGAGGCAAAAGUAAUACUGAUUUGCAAUUUACAAUGACUAAAUCUACAAUUUUAGGACGCCGAAAAACGACCGGACUUUGAGGAAGUGUUUAAAAUUAUGUGCCCCGACGAACCCAGCCAAUUCGAUGAUGAUGCCAGGACAACUGCCAAUAUUGUCGAAAAAGUCAUGCCAAAGUUUGUUACCUCCGUCUACCUUCCCAGUCCCGGCUGUUAUUGA
Messenger RNA from Bursaphelenchus okinawaensis, 2032 nucleotides. Lineage: Eukaryota; Metazoa; Nematoda; Chromadorea; Rhabditida; Aphelenchoididae. The record is from the annotation of a GenBank genome assembly.